GACCGUAGCUUUCAACUAAGAUGCGGCUCGUGGAAUCCGCUAGGGCUUCAAAAGCUUCAAGUUCGAUUAUCUUCCGCCCUUGGCUUCUUCCCGAUUCGACAGCUUUCUCGACCUCAGCUUCGUCGAAUAACUGCGGAGAUGUCAAGGAGCGGAAGAAAGCAUCACCUCUCUCGCGUGCUCGACGCUCACAUCUCCACCGUCCAGGAAUCCCUCCGGAUUCUGGAGCGCCCGGCAGAUUCGGGUCUUGAAAAGGCGGAAUGGUCGGAAGUCGUCAAGCUGGGGGAUGAGGUCUCUAAACAAGCAACUAUGGCCGGAAUGCUUUGGAGUGGAGAAGCACCUGAAAUGAAGGCAUUAGAAGAAAACAUUGGCGCUUACUGUAACAUACUUCAUGGUUUUAUCUUACUUUGCCAUGGAAGUACAGUUGGAGCAGGGCCUACUCUUCACGCAAACAUCAAUGUUUCUGCCAAGCAAGUUGUGGAAUGCAGCCUCGCACUACUAAGAGAAGCAGUUUCCUCCUAUGAAUCACGCAACCGUGAAAAAAGGUUGUCGAUCCCACAGCUCGCUGGGGCAGUCUGGGAAUCAUGCACUGCUUUCAAGAAAAGCCCAACCACAAACUGCACUGCUAUUGGGCGAGCCAUAACUCAGGUAGCUGUUUCUGUGAAGGAUGUCCUUCGAGAAAUGGGAGAGCUCAAGGAAUUCAAAUCCACAGCUGCUCCUGAUGGAUCAGGAGGUGAAGACUCCAAUAGAGCCCCCGAGUCAACAUCCACUGAUGAAGAGGGUGAUGACUUAGCUGAGGCUGAUAUUGGCGAUGAUCUCUCGGCCGAGGAGAUGGCAGUUGCACAAUUAAUCAUUGCUGUGGUUUCUGAUACACUAACUGCCAUCAAAGAGCUGAUUCGGUAUAUUUCAGGCUUACUAAAGAGCUCCAGUCUUAAAGUUAACUCCAAAGAGUCCACCGACUCCUUGGAGAAACUUCUUAGUUGCUGCCGGGAGAUGGGAUCUGAGGUGAAUGAGCUGGGAGCUAGUGUCUAUCCACCACAGGAGGUGUAUCAAAUGAAAUCCGGUGUAGAGAAGAUGCUUGAUCUAGUCGUUAAGAUGCGAAUCGAAGUCACCAGCCUUGAAGGCUCAUCCAAUGAUGUUUUUGCCACCUUCAAACAAUUAGAGAGUUCUUUGGCAAACCUGGAGAAUGGACUGGGUAAUGAUGUAGCUAGGAGAAUGGGAAAGCUAGUCGUUUAGUAUUCACAUGCUUGUCAGUUAUUUAUUUUGCCUGUUGAUUAUGAGGGAAUGACCUUCGAGUCGCUCUAUCUUUGUGGGACAAGAUGCCAAAUGUGGCUUCAGGCUUUUUUUUUUUUAAUCUGUUGGCUAUAUUUAUCUAUAACUUUACAAUUAGUCCUAA
Zingiber officinale is the source of this 1393-nucleotide messenger RNA. RefSeq lists its product as uncharacterized. The record is from RefSeq and is a predicted model, not a curated record. NCBI's taxonomy places the organism in Eukaryota, Viridiplantae, Streptophyta, Magnoliopsida, Zingiberales, Zingiberaceae. Gene Ontology annotation, cellular component: nucleus. Bases 139 to 1233 code for a protein of 364 amino acids. Gene Ontology annotation, biological process: regulation of cell cycle. The transcript is spliced from 4 exons.